AUGGGGUUUCCAACUGAAACGACAACGGCUUUAUAGUACCGAUAAAAUAAUAUUAUUAUUAUAUUUAUUACUUUCUCCGCGAAACGUUUCGCCCGUUAGUCAGUUACCGAGAAUCGCCGUGCAAAUGUCAAUAAUUAUUCGAAUUUCGUCAAAAACACAUUAUUAAUAUUAUUAUUCUACCAUAGUAUCUAAGUGCAUAUAAUAUUAUAUAUAUAUAUAUAAAUAUUUAUAAGAUAUUAUAUUAUAUGCGUACAUAGUGUAUUAUCGUGCAUAAUAUUAUACAUUAUAAUAUUGAUUAUUUAUUACCCGUUGUAGUCGUCGGUCCGUCGACAAAAUAAUAAUCCACGCUUACUCAAUAUUAUAAUAAUAUUUUAUACAUAACGCGUUUCUGACGGAAUAAAAUCGAUCGAACGGCAUAAUCGCCAUAGUUUGAUGUCGUACCGAUAAAUCUGUUUUGUGUCUUGCGAUUUAUGUUAAACCGCUGAUUGAUACGUAUAAUAGGUUUGUUCCGCGUCGAUUAAUAUACCAUAACACGAUGUCGAGUCUGGAUAACUCCGCAGCGGCUGCGAUUUACGAUGAUUGCGACAACACGACGUUGGCAGUCGAGAACGAUUAUUCGGAUCGGCCGUCCUGCAAAAACGACCAGUCUUCUGGAAAAAAAAAGCUAACCUUAACACCAGAACUAAGACAAUUAUCAUUUGAUUUCUUAAAGACACAAUGUUCUUACAGUGAUUCUAGAUUUAUUCGUUUAAAUGGUUUACAAUAUUUGAAAAACAAAGAGAUUACGUUAGAAGAAAACAUGGAGCUCAUUAGUGAAAACAUAUUAGUAGAAAGGAAACAUUUCCAAGAUGUUGUUGACAGUUUAUUAAGUCAAGUAGUACAGCUGGAAGAAGAUAUUGAAUUGAAAACAAUCAAGAUUGAAAACUUGCAACUGUACAACUCGGAAAAAUUGAAAAUUAUUAACUCACUUACGACAGCACUUAAUGAAACCAAGUGGAAGCGUGAUAUGAUGCAGCAAUUUUGCGAAGAACAUGCACCAAACAUUCUUUACAAAAGUAUGUUGCUUGUCAGUGGUAUUUUGGAUAAAAUAUCUAUUUUUAAGUCUAAUCAGGAUAAACUACAUUCAUGUUUGUCUAACUUGGAAGACAACUGUCCAUUAGUUAAAGCAGUCAAACAACUAAAAUCUGAUUGUGAUAAAUGUAUCAGUAUCAUUGAGAAAGCUACCAUCAAAGAACUAUCUUAUGCAUUGAUGAACGAAAAUGACUUUAAUAACACAAUAAAACAAACUAUUUACAAUCUACAACAUUUUCAAUUCAAUGUACCACUUGAUUGUAAUUCUGCCGUUGAAAAUAUUGGUUUGUUGAAAAUCUCUCAGAGCAGUGAACAUAAUUUAAAUGAUAUGAUUAGCCUAUGGGAAUUAGUUAAGGAAUUGUUUCAGAAACAUCAGUAUCUGACAAAUAAAAUAAUUUCACUUAAUAUGCAAAAAAUUGGUUUGCAGUUACAACUUGAUGAAAUGGAAAAUAAUAAGAAAGAGCUCGAACUAAAAACUUUAACAGAAAUUGAAGUAGUGGAAAAAAAAGAAGAAUUGUUAAAUCAAAAUGAAUCAAUGAUUCAACAACAUUGGGAUGAAAUGGAUACUAGUCAAGAAAUAGUGAUACAAACUCAAAGAGCUCAAGACAUCGAUCAAGAAUUAGAAGAUCUUCAAAUAGAAUACCACAGUUAUGACAAAGAUAAUAAACAGUUGAAAACAGAUUUGUAUCAUCUUGAAAAUGAAUUGACCGAGUAUCAGCUCAAAUGCAAACAAUUGGAAAUUGAGACCAAACAAAUUGAAAUCGAAAAGAGUGAACUUUUAGAAGCAUAUGCCAAAUCUUGGGGACAUUACAAUGAAAAACAAAAGAUCAAAUACACAGGGAGGCUUAUUAAAGACAUAGAUUCCAUAACACAGGAAAUUAAAGCAUUAGAACUGGAAUUUGAAAAAAAAGUACAAAAUGUUACAUCUAGUGUCCGAACUCCGGUUUUUAGUAAAACUCAACCAAAGUCUGAAAAAACCACACGAUCAUAUGGAGUUAUUGAUUCACACAAACGUCAAAACAAAAGCUUGUUUCGGGAAGGUGUUGUCCGUAAUUUACGUUACCAAUGAUCAAAUUAGUUUACCUCAAUAAUAUAAUCCUGUCAACUGCGUUUUCACUAUUUUACGACUGAUUUUGUUUUAUUUUUUUUUAACCAAUUUCAUGUAUGUUAAUUAAAUUAAUUAAUUUUAGGUAUUAUAUUAUAUAUUUUUUUAAUUUGAA
Messenger RNA from Aphis gossypii (cotton aphid), 2291 nucleotides. RefSeq lists its product as uncharacterized. Bases 536 to 2140 code for a protein of 534 amino acids. The transcript is spliced from 6 exons. Lineage: Eukaryota; Metazoa; Arthropoda; Insecta; Hemiptera; Aphididae. The record is from RefSeq and is a predicted model, not a curated record.